CCAAUCCCACCUCCAAUCCCAUCUCAAUCCCACCUCCAUCCCCAUUCCCACCCCACUCCCACUCCUGCAGGACCCAGAACCUCUCCCAGGACACAUCCCUGAAACCCCCAUCCCUCGGAGCUGCCGUCAAUCAAUCAUUUCAAUCAAUCAAUCAAUCAAUCAAUCCCCAGAACUCUGCCUGAACCUUUUCCCGAGCGGGGCUCAGCCGGGCAGGUCCUGCUGCGAGCGGGGCCGGCCCCGGAGCCCGGCACGGUCCAGCCCCAGCCCGGCCCCAGCCCCGAGCCCGGCACAGCCCGGAGCCCGGCCCGGCCCGGCCCCAGCCCCGGAACUGUCCGAGCAGCUCCGGGAAUGAUUCAUCCUCAUCUCCCGUGGGGCACGGCUCUGCCCGCCGUGUGCUGCCCGUGUCCAGCCCGUGUCACUCCCUGUCCUGCCCGUGUCACUCUGUGUCCAGCCCGUGGUCACUCUGUGUCCUCGCUGUGUCCAGCCCAUGGUCACUCCAUGUCCUAGCUGUAUGUCCUCCAUGUCCCUCCAUCCCCGUGUCCCUCCAUGUCCCCAAAUGUCCCCCAAAUGUCCCCAGAUGUCCCCUCCUGUCCUUUUCCCAUCAGGUGCUGGGAAGUCCAGUGCUGGAGCGUGUGGGGGCCUGGGAGGGUGUGUGGGUUGUCCAGGGGUGCCCUGGGGGACUCUGGGGACUCUGGGGUGCACUGGGGGCACUGGUUCUCUCUGGGGUACCCUGGGACACUCUGGGGUGCACUGGGGGCACUGAUUUUCUCUGGGGUGCCCUGGGACGCUCUGGAGUGCAACCCUCGGAGCUCCGGGGGGGUCAGGAACUGCUCGGGGCUGGGGCUGGGCUGGCCCGGGGGGGCUGGGGGCUAAUCCGGGCUAAUCCCGCCCUGGCACGGGCACCUGCCCACACCUGGAAAAUCCCCGGGUGCCCCAGCCCUGCCCCAGCCCCUUCAAAAGGGGCAGAGGCGGCUCCCGGCUCACCCAGCCCGCUCACCCGACCCCUCCGUGCCCGUGCCCGUGCCCGUGCCCGCCGCCAGGAUGAAGCUCUGGACCACGCUGCUGCUGGCCGGGCUCGCCAGCUUGGCCACUGCCCGCCCCGUGGAGGAGUCGAGUUGGGAAGGGCUCCUGGCGGAGCUCGGCAACCUGCUGGACCCUGCCGUGCUGCAGGAGGUCAAGGAGAAACCCCAGGAGCUGCUGGGGCUGCUGGACCCCCACGAGGAACCCCUGGAGCUGCUGGACCCCCACGAGGAACCCCUGGAGCUGCUGGACCCCCACGAGGAACCGCUGGCGCUGCUGGACCCCCACGAGGAACCGCUGGCGCUGCUGGACCCCCAUGAGGAACCGGUGGAACUGCUGGACCCCCACGAGGAACCCCUGGAACUGCUGGACCCUCAUGAAGAACCCUUGGGGCUGCUGGGGUCGCUGUGGCCGCUGGACCCCAACGAGGAGUCCCAGGAGCUGGAGGAUCCUGAGGUGAGUCCCGAGGAGCCCGAGGAACCCGAGGAAAGCUCUGAGGAGUCUGAGGAGAGUCCUGAAGAGUCUGAGGAAUCCGACGAGAGCCCCGAGGAGUCCGAAGAACCCGAGGAGAGCCCCGAGGAGUCUGAGGAACCCGAAGCAAGCCCCGAGGAGUCCGAAGAACCCGAAGCGAGCCCAGAGGAGUCUGAGGAACCCGAAGCCAGCCCUGAAGAGUCCGAAGAUCCUGAAGAGAGCCCCGAGGAAUCCGAGGAAUCUGAGGAGAGCCCUGAGGAGUCUGAGGAGAGCCCCGAGGAGCCCGAGGAACCCGAAGAGAGCCCCGAGGAGUCUGAGGAAUCUGAGGAGAGCCCUGAGGAGUCUGAGGAGAGCCCCGAGGAGCCUGAGGAACCCGAGGAGAGCCCUGAGGAGUCUGAGGAAUCUGAGGAGAGUCCUGAGGAAUCUGAGGAACCUGAAGCCAGCCCUGAAGAGUCCGAAGAUCCUGAAGAGAGCUCUGAGGAAUCCGAGGAACCUGAGGGAAGCCCAGAAGAGUCUGAGGAACCCGAAGCAAGCCCUGAGGAGCCUGAGGAAUCUGAGGAGAGCCCUGAGGAAUCAGAGGAUCCUGAAGCGAGCCCCGAGGAGUCUGAGGAUCCCGAAGAGAGCCCUGAGGAGUCAGAGGAGCUCAGCGUGGACCCGAAUGUCCUGGUGGAACUGGCAGAAAAACUGAAAGAGGCGCAGGAAGGCGAGAAGAACGAGGGGAUCCUGUCGCAUCUCAUGGACGCGAUUAACUGGCUGGUGACCCAUCUGAGCAAACACGUGUUCGGGUGCGCACGGGGGCUCGGGCUGCAGCCCCGAGGUGAGCAGUGAGCACCGUGAGCGCUGCCUCAGGGCCGGGGGCGGAUCCCGCUCCCCCCGCCGAGCUCCCGGCUCGUCCCGCGGCUUUCCCCGCCCCAGGGACCCCCCGCCCCCAGCCCCGCACAUCCCAAAUAAAGCCGA
This is a messenger RNA of Pyrgilauda ruficollis (rufous-necked snowfinch), 2448 nucleotides long. RefSeq names its product fibrous sheath CABYR-binding protein-like. The transcript has 4 exons. The record is from RefSeq and is a predicted model, not a curated record. The coding region runs from base 1042 to 2319 and encodes 425 amino acids. Lineage: Eukaryota; Metazoa; Chordata; Aves; Passeriformes; Passeridae.